Molecule: messenger RNA, 6419 nt
Organism: Anopheles gambiae (African malaria mosquito)
Lineage: Eukaryota; Metazoa; Arthropoda; Insecta; Diptera; Culicidae
Gene: Cip4
Product: formin-binding protein 1-like
Exons: 13
Coding region: 1373-3232 (619 amino acids)
Biological process (GO): signal transduction
Molecular function (GO): protein binding
Source: RefSeq, a predicted model, not a curated record
UAUCUUACUAGCUGCAGUGAUAAAGAAAUAGUGCAAGUGCAGAGACGUCCGCUGCCAGCUGCAUUCCACAGGGACACGUGAACCUCGCGAAGAAACGUAAAGGCAAAACGUGUAAACGUGUACCCUGCGCUGUGUGCAGGGAGUGAAGGAGAAGGUGGGAGUAUAUGAGCGUUGUCGCGCGUGUAUGUGUGUGUGUGUUUUGAGAAGGACGAAUCGUGUAAUUAAACGCACAUACACAUAUACAACCCCACUAGAGCAAUAUUCAAAGAAACGAAAUAGUUUUGCGGAUUUUUUGAAAAAAAAAAUUUAGACACUAAUAUGCCAGGAACUUAAGUAAUGCGUAUUGUGUGUUAGAAGCAGCUUAGCCUGAAAACCUGCAAACUACUGAAGAAAACCUGUUCCCAGUGUAACGAAAACGGUUCAGAGCAGUGUCACCGUGUGCGCGGCGCGCCUUCGUUCUAGAAAAGUCGUUACUAUGGCAACGGUGUAAAAUGCCUUUUCCAAUGCUUACCACAACUAACUGCUGCUUCUAAACGUUUUGCUCCGGCGAUAGACGGCAACACAUCACCACCAUCCAUACAUACACACCUUAUCGUAGGGUGCCUUUGCUCCCUUUUUUCCGGUUGCUCCGGCAGCAGUACCGUGUGUCUGUGUCUGUGUCUCUGUGUACGUGCGUGUGCCGCUGUGUGCAUGUUUUUGGCGGUGUGCGCGACGUUGUGUGUGUGCGCUUUGUCCCCAAAUGGUGGUGUGAAUAUUGAGAAGUGCGUCUGAUAAGAAAGCUUUUGAAGUUGACGAAGAAAAAAGAGCUCAAGUGGUGCGUGUGCUUGUGUGUAUGUGCUUAUGUGCGAGCGGGUUUGCAGUGUAUGAGGGUUUGGCUAAAGGAAAAGCAGGAAGGAAGCCUUCCGUGCGGGUGGGAGGGUGUUCUGUAUCACCCAAUGUUGCAGUUUAUGAUUGUUGCCGGUGGAAAGUGUUUUCCGAAAUUCAUGUGCGACUAGUGUGCCGUGUCGUGAUUUUGGGGGCAGCUGCUAUGGUGAUCACUAUAGGUGGUGAAAAUCUGUGUACCGUCGUCAAGCAAAGGGGAGUGUAAUUUUUUAGUGAGCUGCGGUCGGAGAGUAAAACAAACAUACCGAGCGCGUACAGCUUCUUCCUGUUUUCCUGCGGGUGCGCAACGACUUACAGCCAACGGACGGUGGGAAAGACCGCGCCGCGAACACGGAAUACGUUUUGAAUCAGCCAGCAGAGAAGAAGCGUUUGGCAUCUGUUUGUAAUAAUCGACUAACCGAGGCGCGGGGUUAGUUUAGCCGUGAACAGUAGUAGUGCCACCGUACCCAAGCGAAGCACCGGGGAAACAGCGUCCACAAUCGUAGCAAACAUGGCUGCACAGGAGAUCGACAACAGCACGACGUGGGGCAAGGAGUUAUGGGAUCAAUUUGACAACAUCGCCACACACACGCAGAAAGGAAUUGACUUUAUCGAACGAUUCGGAGGCUUCAUUCGUGAUCGCAGUGCCAUCGAAGUUGAAUAUGCACUUAAGCUGAGACGGCUUGUGAAGAACUAUCAACCCAAAAAGAGCAAAGAGGACGAAGAGAAUGAAUUUUCCUCCCUGAUUGCAUUCAAAAACGUCCUCAAGGAGGUGGCCGACCUGGCCGGGCAGCGCGAGGUGGUGGCGGAAAACCUCCAGAACCAGGUGCUGCAGGGCAUCCUGCUGCUGGCGAAGAAUCUGCGCGAGGAGCGCAAAAAGGCACUGAACCAGGGCGCCAGCCUGACCCAGUCGCUGCACACACAGAUCGGCACGCUGGAUCGGGCGAAGCGCAGCUACGAGAAGGCGUUCCGCGAGGCGGAAAAGGCGAUCGAGAGCUACCACAAGGCGGACGCCGACUUCCACCUCAGCCGGGCGGAUGUGGAGAAGCAGCGCGUCAACAUGAACAUACGCAACAGCCAGUCGGAGGACGCGAAGAGCGAGUACGCGAACCAGCUGCAGAUUACGAACAAGCAGCAGCAGCAGCACUAUCAAAUAGCACUGCCGGAGGUGUUUAACAGGCUGCAGGAGCUGGACGAAAAGCGAACGCGUGGCAUGAAGGAAUUCAUCAAACGGUCGGCAGAUGUCGAGUACGAGGUGUCGCCCAUCAUUGCCCACUGUCUGGAAGGGAUCGUGAAGGCGGCCGACUCGAUCAACGAGAAGGACGAUUCGAUGAUCGUAAUAGAAAAGUAUCAGUCCGGCUUUCAGCCACCGGGAGACAUACCGUUCGAGGAUCUUUCCAAACCCGACCCGGACGCCGCGAACAACUCGCAGACGCAUAACUCCAGCACCGGACUGAACCACAUGACGGGGAAAGGCACCACCAAGGACAAGCUUAAGAAGCGCGUUGGCAUUUUCGGUAUCUUCACCGGCAACAAGAAGAUUCUCGAAGCCUGCAUUAAUGUGAAGAACAACCUUUCGACGGACGGCCUGAAGGAAGAUUUCAGCGACCUGCCACCGACGCAGCGGCGGAAAAAGCUCACGGCCAAGGUGCAGGAGCUGCAGCAGAAGGUCGCCCAGGAGCAGGCGGCCAGCGACGGGCUGAUGAAGAUGAAGGGCGUGUACGAGGCGAACUCGAUGCUGGGCGACCCGCGCACGGUCGAGGAGCAGCUGAACGAAUCGGUCAACCGGCUGGACAGGCUACGGCACGAGCUGCUGCGCUACCAGAAGCUGCUCGAGCAGGCCAACAACCAGUCGUUCAUACAGCACAGCCCGCAGUCGAACCGUGUGAUACAGAACGGACAACGGUCGUCCAGACAUUCCAACGGUAGCAGUAAUCACGAAAACAGUCACGAAGAUAACGGCGAAGACCAUCCAGACGAUGCCGGUAGCCUUAGCAGGUCAGCUUCCGAAAGUAGUGUACAGCAAGCGCAAAAUGGGCUUAACAUUAACAACAACGGCAGCUCGGCGAGUCCGGAAAGUGGACUGGGCACAUCGCACACCUCGCUGCCGGGAUCCGGCCAGGGCAGCACGAACGAACAGCCAAUGAACGAGGAAUUCUACGAGGCAGAUACGCCCCUGGGCACGUGUCGGGCGCUCUAUCCAUUUGACGCAACGAGUGAAGGCAGCAUUCCAAUGUCGGAAGGGGAAGAAUUGCAAGUGAUAGAGGUGGACCAGGGCGACGGCUGGACCCGGGUGCGGCGGUUCAGUUCGAAGGGCUGGGAGGAAGGAUUCGUACCGACCAGCUACAUUGAGUGUACGCUGUACGCGUAGUGUUGAUCACCGAAUCAAGUAAAACCUAUCCCCCGCUCUAGGGUGUGAUGAUGCUGAUAUGAUGUCAGUGAAGGAGCGGAAUUGCACCCGCAAUCCCAAAAUGUAAAUAGUUAAUGUAAAACGGUGGAGAAACCCCCGGCCCUGCAGCACAUACAUAAAUGUAGUGCUUUAGUCGACAAAUAGUAGUGGCAAUUUAUUAAAAAAAAAAACAAAAGCACAGUGCUUUGUAAGAAAAAGGACAUCAUUUGGACCACAAAGCCUAGGCAAAACGGGGCAGUAAGAACAGAGGAUAUAAUAUAUGCUACAGUUGCUUGCUCUACUACGCUAAACAAUCGUUCAAAGGCCGCACUGGUAUGCGGACAGAGAGACAGCAGCAGGAGGAAGGGAAAAGCAUUCGUAUAUCAUCAGCCUUAUGUGUUUCUCCGCUUUUGGUGGGUGGUCGUUUAGGAAAUUUAUGCUACUUUCUUUUUAAAAAGCAAAUAUCGUAAUGCGAUUGCGAUUGCGAUGCAAAUACAAUGCUUUCCAUUUGCGCGCAGUAUCAAAAACCUGGCUAUCGAACAAUGAUGUUUGCUUUAAAUAGGUACGAGGUGUGCGAGAUAUACGGCUUGCGCUUUUUCAACCGUUAGUUAGAUUCUUUUUGUGUUUUUUUUUUCUUUCUUCUUUUAAAUAUGAAAAUAGCAAUUGACUGUUGCAUCGAAAUAAAUCACACUUUAAAGCAAUGCGCUUCAGGAGCAAACAAAGAGAAAGGAAAACACGAAUGAAACUCUCGAAUCAAAGUGAAACAAAAGGAAAGUUCAGUCACCGGGGUGAGUGAUCAAAAAGCAUAAUAAACAAAUACGAAACAUAUAACUACCAUAAAUACGGACGGAGAUACGAAAACAUACACUAUCGUGCGUAAUCUAUUGCCAUGAACUCUGUUCAAUUUCGAGGAAAAGAUAAACUAUAAUACAAUUAUAACACGUUUAAUGCAGUGUGUGCAGCGCACGGCUCUAGCAAAGGGGCGGACUAUCGUAAAAUAUCCAUUAAACAUGAUUAGUGGUGGACAUUUUAUGAUUUAAAAAAAAAGUUUUUAGUUUUUGUGUUGCUCCCUUUCUUAUCCAUCAUUUUUGUCGCUAGUUUUUUUUUUAUUGAUGCGAAAGGAUUUUUUUAAAUAGAGCUUCUGUAUAAUUACUCCUGCGCGCGCGUGUGAGACUAUGCACAACGAGGAGUUUAAAGUUGAUAUCAACACAAAAUAUCAUCCUAUUCAAAACAUCAUCAUCGUCAUCAAUCAUUAUUGCAUUGUUUGGAAGCAUCAACAGCACUACGAUGAGUUAAGCAAAACAAAAAUCAAGCUAGUUUAGAUUUAAGCAACUAAAUUGGAGCGUAAAAGCGAACGAAAGGCGUAAAAAAUAACAAUUAUCUUUCGCUUUUCGCUCAAGUGAAACACAGAAAGGGCAGAAAGUGCAAGCAGCAGCAGCAGCAGUGGGCUGUAAUAGCUGCUGGGUGGUGUUUAAGUGUAUUAUUGCUGUGUAAUGUAGUAGUGUCCCCUACUCCUUCCGUACUUUCUUCGUCACACAUUCGCGUCCACAUAUAAUCUUUACAAUUGCGUUGCUUUUCGCGGUGGUGAGCGAUUUUUUUCUUCUUCGGAACACCAGCAGUAGGUACUAGGCUAGAGCUAGGGUUACGGCGCAUGUAAGCAAUGCGAAACAAAUCAAAAACAUAUACACGUACCGCCCUCUGGUUUCUGGUCGUCCCAAUCUCGUCUAGUUUUCGGUCAGUGAAAUAGGGGGAAAAACAGAUGUAAAUUCACGAACUCUAACAUAUAAAACCAUUCAAUACAAUUUCAACCUUCAGCGGUAGCUCUAAUCACGUUCACGUUCAAUGCCGAUAAAUAGUGUUGGUAGUUUAGAAUACCAGUCAAACCGGGAAAUAAUUCCUCUUUUUUGUCCACUAAAAUGAUAAUGAAAAAAACUGUAUAACACUCUACGUACCCAAAGCAUGGCGAAAUGUAACGUAAUUUGCUGUAGCAUGUUUGUAUCAUACACAAUUGCGCUAAGAGCAGAAAGCUUUAGGGUCAGCUAGUUGUGAUCAUUGCUAUAUCCUGAUAUUCAAAAUAACAACAGAACAAAAAACCUUAUACUCAAACGCGUAUUGCUAAACAACAACAACAAAAGUCGUAGAAAGAACUGAAUUCCAUUUACUACAUCAGAUCGCAUGAAAGCGGCGUAGCUACCGUUCACAUCUUCAUAUUCAACUCUGUAAUAAAAUCGCAAAUUUAAAUUUGAAAGCAUAUAAAAGCAGCAACACUCUAUAUUUAUACAUUAAAAAGAAAGAUAUUUACGAACGGCUCAAACUGACUGAACCAAGUCUAGAAAUCUUAUUAACAAAAAAAGUAACUCAUCCUAAAUAUGCUCACAGUUUUGGCUCCUCUCACCACACCUUCCACGGGUGUUGUAACAAACAAACAAACAAACAGAAGAACACAAAACAAACGACAGAAGUGGCCCUUAACGCUUGUUCCGGUGAAUGGAUCUGUUGAGCACCAGAAACACAGAAUUAUUCUAUCUACAGCUCUAGAGUUACCAUGCCUGAAAAAGUCUCUUAACAAAUAUACAAAAGGUGGCAUUAACAAAACGAUGUUAAAAAAAUGUGAAACAACAAACAGAACUGAUUGGAAUACAAAAGAGGCGUGAAAAGGAGAAUAAUGAGGAAAACGAGAUAGACGAGAGAGCGGGGACGACGGAAACAAAAUGACGUGAAUUGCUAGAUAAAAUAGAGAAGGAAUAAUGAAUUGGCAGGCGUUUAGAUUUAAGUUUUGUAAAUUAACGGACAAAAUUUAACACCAUUUACACAGAAACAUAAUGCAGAUCGAAAGAGAAGACAAAACAAAUGCGGUUAUAAUCCUGACCUUUUUUUCCUUGAAAGCGAGAACAAAGAUUAAACGCGCGCGUAUAGCGAUCUCGUGUGAGAUCGCUCUCUCGUUACACCUUGAUGUCGUUCUAUGCGCGGCUAUUCGUAGCAAUCCUUGCUGCUAAUGAUGAUUAAAUUGUGUGUGUUUGUGGAGAAUAACGAACGCAUGUAAUGAGCAGCGUCCCGACAUCGGUCUCUCAUUUCAUUAUUUAAACGUAAAAAAAACCCCCACAAACAGACGCAAACAGCAAAAACAAAACAAGGCAGAAUAAAUAAACAAGCAAAAACUAUACUCAUA